AUGGAAAAAAUCAACGACAAUCAAAUUUUAGAAAAAAUAUGUACAAUAACAGGUGAUUUAACUAAUACAUCGUCUGUAAAAAAAAAAAGUAAAAAAAAAAAAAAGAAAAGAAAAAAUACAAAAAUUGAUGGAAAAAAGAAAAUCAUAACAAAAAAUAGAAAACGAAAAAUAGUAGAUUUAUUUGAAGACUAUAAAUUACAACAGAAAAAAGAAACAUGUAAAUUUUUUUUUAAAAAAGGAAAAUGUAUUCAUAAUGAAAACUGUUCUUAUUCACAUGACGUUAUACCAAUUUAUAAAAUUUCCAAAUUAUGUAAAUUUUUAGUUAAAGGAAAUUGUGAUAAAAAAAAUUGUAUAUUUUCUCAUGACUAUCAACUUUUCUAUUGUCGCAAUAACGUGAUUUUCAACUCAUGCCACAAUCCUUUUUGUAAAUUUAAACAUAUUAAAAUAGAUAAUACAAUCAACAAUGCUGAUGAAUAUAAUUUAGAAGUUGAUAAUGUUUUAAGUAAAGAUGAUAAAAUAAGAUUUUUAUAUAACAACAAAAAUUACUUAAUGGAACUGUUAAUUCACAAAUAUCACAAUUUUGAUAAUUGUGAAGAAAUAAACGUAGAUGAACUAGUUAAAAAAGAUGUUUAUCCUUGGUUUAUUAAUGGAAUAAUUGAUUUAAUUAAACUAGACUUCAAAUAUAAUAAAACUGAUGCUUUUUUUAAAUUAAUAAAAAAUUAUAAGAAUAAAACAAAUAAUUUAAAAUGUUAUAUAGAUGAAGAUAAUUUUAAAAUAUUGCAAAAUGACAAAAACCUUAAUGAACUAUCUAAUAGUAACACAAUAUCAGAAAACACCAAGACAGAAAAUAAUAAUGAAUUAAAGGAAGAAUUAAAUACAUUAAAAAAAAAUAAUGAUAACGAUAAUAAAAAGAAUACUAAUGAUUCGAAUAAUACUAUAGAAAAUUUUAAUGAUUAUAAAUUUUAUUCUAGUGAAGAAGAAGAUUAUACUCAAUACUUAAAUAAGUAUUUUGAAAUAGAUGCUUAA
Plasmodium relictum is the source of this 1026-nucleotide messenger RNA. Its product is annotated as zinc finger protein, putative. The record is from RefSeq and is a predicted model, not a curated record. Gene Ontology annotation, molecular function: metal ion binding; RNA binding. The transcript is spliced from 2 exons. The coding region runs from base 1 to 1026 and encodes 341 amino acids. Gene Ontology annotation, biological process: negative regulation of DNA-templated transcription. Gene Ontology annotation, cellular component: nucleus. NCBI's taxonomy places the organism in Eukaryota, Apicomplexa, Aconoidasida, Haemosporida, Plasmodiidae.